CACGUAUAUAUAGUUUGUGUGUGCCUGCGUUGUCAGGGAAGGAAUUAGUGAAAGAGAACAAGGAAAAAAAAAAGUUGGUAACAAGGAAAAAAUGGAGUCGUCUUCGUCAUCGUCAGCAUCAUCAACAAAACAACCAAUAUGGAACGAGGAGAAGAAUAAGAAGACAGCAGAUCUGGAUUCACCACUGAAUGCUAUCGGUUUCGUGAUUGAUGAAGUGUCACCAGAGAAAGUCAGUGGCCGGUUACAGGUUACAGCAAAGUGUUGUCAGCCUAAGGUGUUACAUGGAGGAGUAUCAGCGAUGAUAGCUGAAGGGAUAGCGAGUAUGGGAGCUCAUAUGGCAUCUGGUUACAGAAGAGUAGCUGGUAUCCAAUUGACCAUCAAUCAUCUCAAACAAGCUGUUCUUGGUGACCUUGUCUUUGCUCAAGCUUCUCCUAUCAGUCUUGGAAGAACUAUUCAGGUAUGGGAUGUGCAGUUCUGGAAGAUGGAUCCAUCAAACUCGGAAAAGAGAGUUAAGAUAGCCUCAUCCAGAGUUACUCUUCUAUGCAAUAUGCCGAUUCCGGAUAAUGCCAAGGAUGCAGCUGAUGCUCUUAAAAAGUAUGCAAAAUUAUAGUUGAAAGCUCCUUUUCAGAGCCCUUGUUGUUGUUAAUGAAUAACAAGAAAACAGCAAUUAUAAAUUAUAAAUAAUAGCAAAAAAUUGGAGCCAGCAAAUCUAGCGGGUAUCUGUUGUGCUAUUUCUGUUUAGCGAAAACUCGUUGCACAUAAAUAAACAUGGUAUUCGUGUACCAUAUGAUUUAAAUAAAUGCAAUGUGAAAUAUAUUUGACUGGGUUCGAAUAGCUA
This is a messenger RNA of Papaver somniferum (opium poppy), 838 nucleotides long. RefSeq names its product 1,4-dihydroxy-2-naphthoyl-CoA thioesterase 1-like. The record is from RefSeq and is a predicted model, not a curated record. Gene Ontology annotation, molecular function: 1,4-dihydroxy-2-naphthoyl-CoA thioesterase activity. Gene Ontology annotation, biological process: phylloquinone biosynthetic process. The coding region runs from base 92 to 610 and encodes 172 amino acids. Lineage: Eukaryota; Viridiplantae; Streptophyta; Magnoliopsida; Ranunculales; Papaveraceae. Gene Ontology annotation, cellular component: peroxisome. The transcript has 3 exons.